Lepisosteus oculatus (spotted gar) is the source of this 8066-nucleotide messenger RNA. It is a transcript of the gene rhpn1, whose product is annotated as rhophilin, Rho GTPase binding protein 1. Gene Ontology annotation, biological process: signal transduction; negative regulation of stress fiber assembly. NCBI's taxonomy places the organism in Eukaryota, Metazoa, Chordata, Actinopteri, Semionotiformes, Lepisosteidae. Gene Ontology annotation, molecular function: protein binding. The record is from RefSeq and is a predicted model, not a curated record.
ACCCCUAGCAGCAAGCGGUGCUCGUGGUGCGAAAGUCAGCUGCGCGAGUGCAGCACAGAAGAUCUGGAGAGCAGGCAGAUGCAGUGGAUGAGCUUUACCCUGUUGCUCCAUAUUGUUCCGGGAUAAAAUUUCCACUUUUUUCUGAAACUUUUUUUUUAACCAGCAACUCGCGGAGACUGGAGGUCAAACGCAGCACUGCAAGGAAAAGGAGCACCUAAAUUGAAACUGGAAAGCCUCCUUGAUAUGGUACCAGCAUACAUCGCACUGCUUGUGGUUCUACAGUAAAAUACUAAAACCCAGAAGAAAAAAGGCCUGGGAAAAGAAGCUGCUUUAAAAUCAGCAUGCUGCUUAGGAUAUCGCAGCACGUCCUUUUACACCCUCAGCGUUUCGGGUCCUGGUGUAAUGUAGAUUAGUUCUGGGGCUACAGAGACUGUGGUGUCCGUUAAUAUUACUACUGUAUUAGUAUUUUUGUCAUAAUACACCUGCUUGUCUGCGACCUGAAGGGAUCGGUUUGGCAAAUCAGCGGCGAUGCUGUGAUCGCUGCCGGCGCGUUGGUGUGGCGGGGAUGUCUGGAGGCUCGGACGAGGAUCUUUGCCCGCAAGCAGAGGAGGUCAGCCCAACCGGGAGCAUCCGGAAGGGAUGCGACCCCCUGGCACAGACGCAGCGCAGCAGACUGCAGCACCGGCGGGUGAAGAUCAACCAGCAGAUCAACAAGGAGAUGAGGAUGCGGGCCGGAGCCGAGAACCUCUUCAGGGCCACCACAAACCACAAGGUGAAGGAGACUGUGGCUCUGGAGCUCAGUUUUGUCAACUCCAACUUGCAGCUGCUCAAGGAAGAGCUGGAGGAGCUCAACAGCUCCAUGGAGGUGUACCAGACUGAGAGCGAAUCAAUCAAUGUGCCCAUGAUUCCUCUGGGGCUGAAGGAGACAAAGGAGGUGGAUCUUGCUGUUCCUCUAAAGGACUUCAUCUGUGAGCACUAUGGAGAAGACGGAUCACAGUACGAGAAGGAGAUCAAGGAGCUCAUGGACCUCAGGCAGGCCAUGCGCACUCCCAGCCGAAACGAGGCCGGUCUGGAGCUUCUCAUGGAGUAUUACAACCAGCUCUACUUCCUCGACCAUCGCUUCUUCCCUCCGGGCAAGAACUUGGGUGUCUACUUUCACUGGUAUGACUCUCUGACAGGAGUGCCGUCCUGCCAGCGAGCCCUGGCUUUUGAGAAGGGCAGCGUACUGUUCAACAUUGGGGCGCUGUACACCCAGAUAGGGGCGCGGCAGGACCGCUCCACUGUGCAGGGCAUCGAGACCGCCAUUGACGCAUUCCAGAGGGCUGCAGGUGCCUUCAACUACCUGAAGGAGAACUUCUCCAAUGCGCCCAGCCUCGACAUGAGUGCCCCCUCCCUCAACAUGCUGGUGCGCCUCAUGGUCGCUCAGGUGCAGGAGUGUGUGUUUGAGAAGGUGGUGCUGCUCCUGGGGGAUGGCGACGUUGCUGCCCACCUGCAGGUGGCUCAGGAGGCUGCCAGGGUGGCUGAUGUGUACUCACUGGUGUUCCAGACCAUGGCCCAGCCACCCGUGAAGGACUAUGUGCCCUUUUCCUGGGCCACCAUGGUCCAGGUCAAAGCGGAGCACUUCAAGGCCCUCUCUCAUUACUAUGCUUCUGUCGCACUGUGCGACCACGACGUGCCUUCUGCGGAGGACGAAGGCAAGAGCGAGAAGGCGCUGUUGCAGUUUCACGCCACGAAGCCACAAGGGCCCUCGCUCAACGUGGUGCUGCGGGAUGCCGAGGAGAGGCGCAGGCUGGGAAAGGCGCACCUGAAGAGGGCUGUCAUCCAACACGAGGAGGCCAUGCGCAUUCACAGCCUCUGCAGGAUCCUCCGCAAGAUGGACAUCCUGCAGGAGGUGCUGUCUUUCACGCACAGGCGCUCGCUGGACAAAUACUCUGAGAUUGACCACGAGGACGACUUUUUUGAGACCUGUGAGGUUCCUAGCAUUCAUCCUAAAACGCAGCAGAAGCCAGAAAUCAAAACUCCAAACUUUUCAAAAAUUAGAAUUACCGACAUUUUUCACCAGCUGGGCCCUCUGUCGGUCUUCUCGGCCAAACACCGGUGGAGCGCCCAGCGGCGGGUCCGUCUGGGGAGGGGGGAGAGGAGCUUCGGCCUCACACUGCGGGGGGACUCGCCAGUGCUGGUUGCUGGCGUCGUGCCAGGGGGCUGUGCUGCGGAGGCAGGCCUGCGGGAGGGAGACUACAUUGUGUCUGUGGAUGGGGAGGACUGCAGGUGGGCCAAGCACGCCGAGGUGGUGCAGAUCCUGAAGAGCUCAGGCGAGGCAGGCGUGGAGCUGGGUGUCAUCACCCUGCACAGCCCGGAGCAGGGAGGACAGGGAGAGAAGAAGUGUGUGCUGCUCUCUGCGGGGGGUGACAAGGAAAACACACGGCUCAAGAAUCCCAGCACGGCCGUCCGAGGCUCCGGCUACCUGUUGCUCUGGAAUAAGAAGAAGAGCAGCACUGCCAGCAAAAAGAGGGCAGGUGGCACCUUCAACCUCCCGUUUACCAACUUCCGAGACAGCGAGGCCAUGUACUAGGCAGGGAGGCGGAGGGAGACCCAGAGAGACACCAAUCCAAGCUCACCUCCUGAGAACGACCUUGAAUACAGGUGGACUAAGCAGAGGGUGGACAGUGAGCGAGAGAGUAAGAUGCCCGGGCCGACAAGACGGCAGGCUCUCGAGAGACACGCCAGGAUGAUGACCGCAGAAACCAGAAGGAAAGCCAGUAAUUGGCGACCGAGAAAACAGAGAUUCCCUCAGAGGGCGGACUGAGGUGGUGCCGGGUAUGACUGUGGCACACAUGGUAGAGACAUGGUUUUUACUGCUGUCUUAAAUUUCACACACAGCCAUAGCGUGUAUUGAGAAGAAAAUAGGAACCAUGGGCAAUGUGCCCAUUUCAGGAACUGCAGCAGUGUAGACAUUUUUGUGGUGAGGUGAGGUGGAUGUUGGGGACAACAUGAGCUGCAGCUAACUUUAGGUAGACAACUGCGCAACAGUACUCAGAGCUGGAAGCCAUCCAGCACGUAGAGCCAAUAAGCCAGUGAGACCAUGCUCUUGUAUGGCUUCCUGGUUACACCAUACUGACUAGCUCUUUGGCUUCGAUUGAUAACUGCUUCCGCCUGUGGGCUGCUUUGAAUUCAACAGUGAAAUGGGACCCAUAGGAUACACUUAGAAACUCACUGGAAGUCAUUCUUAAACCAAGAACAAGAAGUGUGCUUUUUACGCAAAGGGUUUUUGGGUUCUGGAACAAGCUGUCCAGCCAUGUUAUUCAAGCUUAUACCAAGAAAUGGUAUCAUCCUUCGCUUCUGUCCAGAAAUUGAUGGCUGAGAUAAAUGGGGUCACAAGCAGGCCAGUGAGCUAGAUGGGCUGAAUGACCUUCAUUUACAGACUGUGACCAAUACACUUAGUAGCAGAAUAUAUUUCUAACAGACUGACCACUCACACAGAACCAUGAGUCAGCGCAACACAGCUCUCAGUGUUUUGAAACCGAGAUGCCCUGGCACAGGCUCCUGAUGGCUGAGCAAGGAGACAGGGCUCUUGCAAUGUUAUUACCCUGGCAGAACUGGCCAAGCCACGUGCACAGAGUGGGGAAGCACAGUGUUUCACUUGGGCACUGUAUUGUACUCAUUCUAGCUGCCACUGGACCCUCUUGAACUAAUCUCAAGUCUAAACACCAGCACAUUCUUUGUAGCUGUGUGUUGGGACAUUGAGUCAGUGUAAAUGAAAAGAAAAUUAAAAUUCACAAACAAAACCUUUUGAAGAUAAACAAUGUUUUGCUCUUUGACGUGACUGGUUCAGUUGUCAAAAAACAACCAUUUCUGUUAAAUGUAAUUAUAUGUAAUAUAUUUUUUAAAAAGUGACUAUAGAGAAAAACUGUAGGGGCUGAGGAAAGCAAGAUGGAAGAUCAUGUCUCUUUAAAUGAGAAAAUAUACAGUAUUGCCAGCAUCAUUUUUGGAGAUACCUGACUCGUGCACUGGGUUCUCUUUAGAUGAGUGACCUGGGAUCUGUAACACAGACAAGCUUUCAGUUCAAGUUUGAGUGGAAUAAUAUUAAUUACACAUUACAAAAGUGAUUAAAAAACAAAUCCAUGAGUUUGAUCUUGAAAAAAAUGGCAUUAUGUUUUGAUAAAUAGCCUGGAGGCCUAUCAAUGUUAUCUUUCCUGGUUUUACACUUUAUUUAUAUCUACACUCUGAUUAACAUGCACAAAUAGAGCAUUGUGAAAAUGUUAACCCUUUUUUCAUUUAACUUUCUGGAGUCAUGGGUGGCAUGGUGCCACAGUGGAUAGUGUAUUUGGGGUGCCUGCUAUAUAGAGUUUAUAUGAUGUGUUUACCUCCUCUAAAAGACAUGCUAGUUAUGUUAAAUGGUAUGUCUGAAUUGUUCCUGUGUGCUUGUUACAUGUGUGCCUUUUGCUCCUGGUAGAGGCACCAGGUUCCCUCACACCUCACUUACCAGAAUUAAACAGCUUUUUGAUAAAGUGUGGAUGGAUAGUGCAGCCAUAAUUCCACUUCCUACCCACAGCCCUUUGCAGUACACUAAAUAGGAAGUCAAUGGGUUUAACAACAGUGGUUUUAUGUAGCUCAUAUUACAGGGCUCCCCUGGAAGCAUUUUUCUGUAACUUGUUUCCUUGUUCUGUUUCUCAGUGGUUGUGUAAACAUCAGGCUUUUUAAGGAGGGAAUCUUUCUUCCAGCACUGUUCCCUACCUUGUGUUGCACUCUUGUGGUUUGCCCCCAAAACAGGGCCGCAAUUAGUACAGUCAGCAUUGCUGUGUUGACACUUAGAUGUCCAAGUCAUUUCAUGGUCUGAAAACAGCGUGAAACAGAGAGGGAUAAAAUCAUAUUACUUUUGAAAGGUUUCCUUGUGCGAUGCCCUUUGUUGUGAAAAUACUUUACAGACGGUUUUCCUGACACAGUGGCUUCACCCACAUGGGGAACUCUGUACAGCUAGCCAUGUGGUUCGUGGAGAUGCUGCUCUUUGCACACUGCUACCAUCCUUGCCAGCGGGGGACUAAGGCAGCUCAUCUGGAAAACUGAGUUUUAAUCCGAGACUUGGAGUACGAUGCACAUUUCCAAGAGAAAUAUUGCCUGGGGUAAGGAAGAUCUUGUCAAGCUGUAUUGUUAAGGUGGCUGGUCCACUGUGACCUUCCAGGGAAUGGUGUUCGGAUCUCCCUGAUGGAAGUGAAGGGUUCCAGGAUGAAGUAUUUCAAAAUCAUACUCUUGUCAUGACAGCUACAUCAGUUGAACAUACUGAGUGACCCUUCUCCUCAAACAUAACAACGCACUUGUUUUCUCCCUGGCUGGUGGUGUUUUUCUAAUUCCCCCAGAUACCAAGAUGUUGGUAUUGUUCAAAUAUUGCUUUCAAAGUGGAAGCCACUACAGCAAGCAAAUAAUUUCAUUAAUUUAUGGGAGAAGUCUGUUCUUUUUUUACAAUUAAACAAUCCAAUUAACCAUUUAAAAUAGCACUGGAUGUAUUGUUUGAAAUUGGUGAGUGAGGUGCUUGUUAAAGCACAGCUGUUCAUGUACUGGAGUGUUCUAGUCUCAGGGCGCUAGGCUUAGUCCCGGGGUACAUGUGAGUCUUUCUUAGAAACACUUUCCCAACAUCAGCAGGCUGCUACCAAGCAUGAGAGGCUGAAUGUGUACUGUUUCAUACUGUAUAUCUCAGGGGUGCCACACUGUAUCCUUUAUGUUUAAUUUUGUCACAAUUUAACAGUUCUGGUUUGGAAUAGGACAAUUGCAUAUUGUAGUGGGGGUUUCAAUAAAGUCAUCUAAAAGCCAAACUUAUGUUUAAAUGAAGUGGAAGGUAGGAAAAUGUCUGUUUUUAUUAAUCUGAAUUUGUAAUGUAUCAAGCAAAUUCACAGCAUUCCUUCAAGAAGGUUUAAAAAGAUCAGUGGAGUUCUGUAUACCACCAUGGAAUGGUUGAUAAAAUUUAAAUCAAUCACCUGUUUCUGUUCGAGCUGAAUUUUAAUUUAUGCGAUGUACAGUGGUUAUUUCAUCAAGCAGUAGAUCUUCUUGAAGACAAAGUAGAUGACAGUUGAAAAUUUUAGUAGCAUGAUUAUAUGGAUUAUGAUACUUUUUGCUGAUAAAAAAAGAUACACUAUGAAUUUGAGAUGCAUCCUUAACCUUAGGUGUUUGCAAAAAAACAAGAGUAAAACAAAAGGAAAUAUUUCCAAAGGAAAUCCAGAUGUUCCUACCUGAACAGAUAGUUUUAUUUCCUAAAGUAUUGCUGAUCGAUACAAACACCAGGGGAGACGGGGAGAACGCAAAUCAAAACUUACUUCUGUUUUUCCUGUAGCGGAGAGGGUAUUUCAACUCUUCAGUCCUUCCUGGACGGUGUGGCUUGGGAAUCGUCUAAUGAGCCAGUUCUCUGCUGGGAUAAGCCCCUGCUGGCUUUGGUUGCUCCAGGAUUGUGUGAAGCUGGGAGCUUGAGCUAAGCCCUAAGGAUGAACACAGACGAGCCCUGGCCGAAAUCCGGGACAAGACAAUCUGAUUCUUUAAUCCAGAUCAGAGGUGGAUCGUGCAGUGUCUUAUGGGACUUUUCAGAGUGUUUGCAGGUGUUUAAAUGGGUGUUAUUGCCAUUGCAUUUUUUCUUUUAGUUUUUGAGGUCUGUAGGCUUCUGCAUCUCUCAGGCAGGACUUUAGAAACCAGCUUGGCAGUGAAUUAUGGUACAUUAUUCUCUGUGUGUCACUUCUCUCAGGUAGGACUCAGAGCAGGCUUGCGAAGCCUGCCCUGCUCCUCACUCUGGUUAGAGAAACCAUAUUUGUGAAAAGGCAAAGGCCAAUAAGGGUAUUACCCUGACUACAGAAACAGUUGCCUAGAAAGCCUUUCCUAUUGCAUCUAGAGAACUGGAGCCACCUCCUCUUCUCAGUGUGAUACACUUAAUUUUGUGCCCUCAAACUCGCUUUCUAUACCUGUGUUUGAGUGAAUAUUACCUCUUGUUCACAGGUUUUGCAGCACCCACCAGGUCCUUGGCAUAUUUGCUAUGUAAAUUGGGAUUUUUAUUCUUCCUGUUAUUUUAAUGUAUAAUGAGGUGAGAUCUAACAGAAUGCAUAAGGGUACAGAAUGUAACAAUAACUCACAUGACUUGUGAGACUGAAGAGCUUUGCUGUGAUACAGAGAACACCGAGCAGCUUUCUGUCUUUAUUUCUUUGUAGUUCAAUUCUGAUACCUUUGUCACUGGUAUCAUGGAUCCUUGGAUAGCACAAAACAGCCUUCAAGUUUGUCCAGUCUGGAAAAUUAUUUAAAAAUGUGCCAAACUAAUGGAAGGCAUUCUGUUAACAUACUAAUUAGUCCAAGUCAUAACAUGCUUAUAAUAGCAUGUAUAAUAGGGUGAUCUGCACUAACCGCUGGUAAACGUUGUUAAUAUUUACACUGAAUAAAUAUAUUGCAAUACUGGUAUCAUACAAGAAAACUGAGAAGGAGCGAGUGUCAUGGAGAACUGCCCAAAAUCACUGAAAUGAGCUAGGUGAAAUGGCUGUGCCAAGAGGGCCUAUACAUAGUUGUGUCUUUGUCCAGGGAAAAUUUUUAUUUAAGGUUUUUCUGUCCUGUGAACAUUAAUGUAUUGUUAGAUAUAUGUAUAAUGGUUCUGCUGCUACCAUCAGGCUUUUUCUCUGCUGUCAGCUGUAAACUAUGAUGAACUCUUCCAGAGGUUAGUGUAUUGUGUGUAUGUCUUAAUGCCCAUGUUUCAAUUUCUAUGUAAAAAUACUGUUUUGGAAAUUGUGUGCUGUUUGCUUUGAUUGUGAGUUAAUAUUCCUAAGUGCAGUGAUAGAGUUUGAGAGAAAUGGUGUGGUGUGGUUCAACAAUUCGGAUCCUUUAGACUUAAUGGUGGGAAGCUGAAAACAGCAAAGCACCAAAUUUCAAGACAGUUUGCUCUACAGAUGAAAACCAUGUGUGUGCAAUUGCUUCGAUCUGUCAGUAGGUGGUGCUCACACACAGUAGAAUCUCCACAGAAACGGCAGACAAGACCCAGUUGUCAGCGCUUGGCUGGCGACUCGAAACGGAAGAUGUGCUCAGAUGAAUAAAGUGAAGAAAUCUGAAAA